Molecule: messenger RNA, 3649 nt
Organism: Emiliania huxleyi CCMP1516
Lineage: Eukaryota; Haptophyta; Isochrysidales; Noelaerhabdaceae
Exons: 20
Coding region: 677-3649 (990 amino acids)
Biological process (GO): positive regulation of DNA-templated transcription
Cellular component (GO): Set1C/COMPASS complex
Source: RefSeq, a predicted model, not a curated record
GCCACAGGACUCUUCUUCGCUGAGCUCAAGUCGCGCUGCGCCCAACUCGGGCCGCGCAGCAAGCUCAACAGCGUCGAGAGGGCGUGGAUCUCGGCGACCGGAAAGCGAUUCUGAAGCAGCGGAGGAGAGCGCUGCCGACGAGGAAGAGGAGGAGGGUCACGAGGGUGGCAGCGAGGAGGAUGCCGAAGAGGAGGAGGAGGAGGGGGAGGAGGAGGAGGAGGAGGAGGAGGAGGAGGAGGAGGGCGAGGAGGAAGACGGUGGCGAGGAGGACGGCGACGAGGAGGAAGAGGAGGACGAGGAUGAGGACGAAGAGGCAGCGGGGGAGGAGGAGGAGGAGGAGGACGAGGACGAGGAUGGCCUCCCGAUCGUCCGCAACGAGGACGGCGAGGUGGAGUAUGCUCCCCAGCCGGCGCCGUACGACAGCGCCGAGCUGGCCGAGGUGCAGAGCCUGCUGCGCGGCGAGGACACGGCGGACGACGCGUCCCGCUGGAAGCCGCUGGCGCUGCCGCCGCCGCCGCAGGGCGGCGGCGCGAGGAGGGUGCCCGCCCCGCUGCUUGGCGAUCUACUCUACGUGGCGGGCGUGCUGCGCGCCUUUGGCCGCCAGCUUGGGCUGGGAGAGGUGCGCGUGGACGCGCUCGACGCCGCGCUAGGGGGCGGCGCGACGACCGCGCUGGCGAUGCGGCUGCACGUCUCGCUGCUGCGCCUCCUCUUUGAGCCGAGUGCGGCGCUCGCGCGCUCGCACCCCGCCUUUUGCCACGCCCUGCGCAACCUCUCCGCACUGACGUGGGCUGAGGCGCUCGCAGAGGCGCGGCAGGCGACCGCCGAGCUCGCCCUCGCCGUGCGAGGGCUGAGGAGUGGCGAGUACCACACGCUGCCCCCGGAGCGGCGCGUCCUCGCCGCGAGGCUACUCGCUGAGCGCGCGGCCGAGCACCCGUCGCUGCGCGCGUCGCUGGAGCGGCGGGCCGAGUGGUACGAGGCGCAUGAUUGGGCGUGGGAGCCGGCGAUGCUGCUCGGCAGGCUGCAGUGUUGGCCGCCGCACCGGCUGCUGCGCUGGGAGCCGCUCGGCAGGGACCGGCACGGGCGAGUCUACUGGCUUCUCGACGGUUCCCUCUGGGUCCAGCGCCGAGACGCGUCCGCCACAGACGAGGCUGCAGACCCGAGCCUCUCCGGUGGGAGGCCGGGGGCAGGCGUGCCGGGCGUGGCCACAGUCCGGUACGGCGGGGAGGACUUGCAGGCGGUGGCCGCCGCGCUGUCCGCCGCGGCGGGGCCGGCGCACGCCGCGGACUGCGCCGUCGUGCCGUCGCUGGAGCUGUUUCGAACUCCUGUAUCACAGGCGCAGCUUCCGCGCGAGCUGCUCGGCGAAGGGUGGGGCGAGCGGCGCGCCGGCUGGGUGGCGGAGCUCAAGGCAGAGGGGCUGGCCGCCGCCGGCUUCGCGGCGCGGUUGCUCGAGCUCGAGGACGCGCUGGUAUGCGACGCGCUCACCCGCCGCUGGCUGGCCGAGGCGAUCCGGUGCGACAUGUGCGGCGGUGCCGAGGACGAGGCGCAGCUGCUCAUGUGCGACGCGUGCGACCGCGCGACGCACACGUACUGCGCGCGCCCCGAGCUGCCGGCGGUGCCGAGCGGCGACUGGUUCUGCGCGAGCUGCACGCUGCAGCGCGCCGUCGCGGAGCGGUGCGGCGACGUCGUGGCGGGCUCCGCGCCCGUCCUCGAGGAGCUGGCGUGGGCGACGCACUCGAGCCGCGAGCUCUGGCGCGCCAAGGCGGCGCUGGCGCGCACGUCAGCGCAGCUCUUCCUCCACUUGCGCGAGCUGGUCGACGCGCUGGAGCGCCCGCGGCUGCGGCCGCUGCUCGAGGCGUCGCUCGAGUGGCAGCGGCAGGAGAAGGCGGCGCGCCGCCGCGCGCUCCUCGACGAGCAGGCGAGCCGCUCGGAGCUCAAGCAGCUGGCGCGCGAGCAGCGCGAGGUGUACAAGCUCGUCGAGUCGCUGGUCAAGCGGACCGAGCGGCAGGCGGAGAAGGACGCGCGGCAGGAGGUCGUCGCCGCCCAGAAGGAGGAGUCGCGGCAGGCGAAGCUCGCCCUCGCGGCCGAGCGGCGCGCCGAGGAGCAGCGCAAGCGCGAGGAGCGCGAGGAGGAGCGGCGGUGCGCCGAGGUGAGGCGGUGCGUCGAGCGGCUCGUCAAGCAGCUGGAGCGCGAGGCGGAGCAGGGCGAGCUCUACUGCAUUUGCCGCAAGCCGUACAACCCGACAUGGUUCUACAUUUCGUGCGACACGUGCGGCGACUGGUUCCACGGGAAGUGCGUCGGCAUCAACGCGAAGCAAGGCAGCCGGAUCGUCGAGUACGUCUGCGACGCGUGCUCGCGCACCACCGGACGGACCACUCGCUGGGUCUCUGGCGCGGCCGGAGACCCGGCGGCGGCGGCGGCGCCGAGCCGGCACAGCGGCCGCGAGAUCAAGCGGCCGUCUCUCCCGGCGGCCGGCGCGAGUGUGCCCCGCCCCGCGCCGAAGCCAUCGGCGCCAAAGUACCCACGCGUGCGGCUGAAGCUCCACGUGCCUCCCGGCGAGAUCCCAGCGGGCGGAUACCCGCGCGUGCGUCUGCGACUCGAGCGCCCGGGCGAGAGCGGCGGCGCGGCGGGCGGAGGGAGCGGAGAGGCCGCGCCAUCAGAGGGCUUUGCUCCUCCCGCGGUCCAGCCGGCGCCCUCGGAGGACGAGCAUCCGCGCGAGCAGCCACCAUCGGCCGAGGUGGUGGCGCCGGCUGAGUCGAGCGGGCUGGACGAGAUGGAGGACCUCCUGAUGCGCGCGGAGAACGCGCCGCCGCCUUCCCUGCCGCCCUCACCGCCGGACUCGCCAAGUGCCAGCGCUAUGCCGGUGGCGACAGCCCCGCCUUUCCUUGAGCUCGCUGCCGCCGCAGUCGCUCCGAUGGUCGUCGCUCCCGCUGCUGUCGAGGCUCCCCGCUCGCUAGCCUCGAGGGUCGCUGCGGCCGCCGCCGCCCUGCCGCACUCUGGGAGCGAGCAGGCGUGGAAGCCGUCGGUGGGCGGCCGCGCCGAGGUAGCGCUGCCCGACGAGGGCCUCGAGGGGUCGUGGUAUUCGGCCGAGGUGUGGCACCGGCGGGGCUGGUGGCCCGUGUCCGUGCUGCGGGCCGUGGGCGAGGUCGGCGUGUGGGAGCUGGAGCUGUGUGGCUACGAGGAUGGCUUCUUCGGCUCGUGGUACACGGCGCGCGUCCUCGAGACGCGCGAGGCGCGCGGCGCCGGCAAGCUCCGCGUGCGGUACGACGCCUUCCGUGAGGACGACGGCUCGACUUGGGAGGAUUGGGUCGAGCUCGAACACGUGCGGCCGCUGCCGCCGCGCCACAAGCCGCAGUUUGUCACCGAGCUGGACGCGUCGGCGCCCCUGGAGCUCCUCUUCAAAGAAGGGGCGGGCGGCGGGAGGCACGCCGUCGUCGCGCCGCAGUACAAUGUGCACCACACAGUGCCUGCCUCGCAGCUGCGGCCGGCGUGGCGUUGGGCCGCCGCCGAGCGUACUUGGGACGUGCGGCUCGAUUCCAGCGACGCACCCGCCGCUCCGGCACCAAAGCCGACCAAGGCGUUCAAAGUGAGGGCCGCACAGCCUGCUCCCUCUCGGACGCGGCUCUGUGUCGGCGUCUUCUUUAUCGUUUAA